AUGGAGCUCAGUCAACUUCCUCUUGUGCUCUUGCUGAUUUCACACAUCUACUCUGGAAACACUGAAGAAAAACCAAAAGCCAAAGUGAGCAUUAAACCUGAUCAUCAUGUAUUCAGAGGAGAGAAAGUCACUCUCAGAUGUGACAUUGAUGGUGAAGGAGUCACUAGCUGGCAGUACAGCUGGUAUAAAGAUGAUUCAAACAGUGUUUUCAGUGGACUACAGGAACACACAUUCAGUUCUGUUACUGAGUCUGACGCAGGUAAAUACUCCUGUUAUGGAGCAGAGAGAGGAGGAUCACGAAAAUCAAACAUCAGUGAUGAAGUUACACUGACAGUAUCAGAUACAUUUUUAAGUGUUUCUUCACAGAAGUGGUUGAUUGAAGGAGAUUCAGUGACUCUGAUCUGUGAGGUUAACAACUCCUCUACAGGCUGGACAUUCAGCUGGUAUGCGGUGUCAUCAGACUACAGAAAUCAUUAUCAACUGCUCUCAGACAGCAGCAGAGGAGCUGGAGGAAACUACACUGUCAGUUCUGCUUCUCUAAAACACACAGGAGUUUAUGUGUGCAGAGCAGAGAGAGGAGAACCAGCCUAUAAAACAACCUACAGCAACAAACAGCCAGUAUUGGUCACUGGUGUUUCUCCUCGAGUCUCUCUGAUCAUCAGUCCCAGCAGAACUCAACACUUCACAUUUGUCUCUUUCUCUCUGAGCUGUGAGGACCAGAGUAACUCUGAUAGAUGGAGAGUGAGAAGAUACACAGAGAGUUGGGGGCUGCAAGAUUGUUCAUCAUCAGUGUGGGGAUCACAAACAGGAUCUACAUGUACAAUCAGCUCCACCAUCACAUCAGACACUGGAGUGUACUGGUGUCAGUCGGAAUUUGGAGAGAACUACCAUCCUGUUAAUAUCACUGUACACUCUGGUGUGAUUCUGGAGAGUCCUGUUCAUCCUUUGACUGAAGGAGAUACUCUGACUCUACAUUGUUUAUAUCAACAUUCAACUCCACCAAACCUCAGAGCUGAUUUCUAUAAAGAUGGAUCACUCAUCCAGAAUCAAACUACAGAGAUGAUCAUCUCUACUGUCUCAAAGUCACAUGAGGGUUUCUACUACUGCAAACACUCAGAGAGAGGAGAGUCACCCAAGAGCUGGAUCUCAGUCAGAGCUUCUUCCAGAGCAUCCAGAUCUGAAGGGUUCAGUCUCGUCAUAAUCGGAGUGACUGCAGGACUAACUGUCUCAAUUGUGAUCAUUGUCUUCUUGGUCCUUCUGUGGUGCUAUAGAAACAAAGGUUCUUCAUCUGUCAUAUUAAAAUUCAUAACAUUUUGGUAGACACUAACUCUGAUCCUAAAUCUUGUUGAGCAAAUGCGUUUAAAACAUGGAUUAAGAAAUGAAGACGCUGUGGAUUGUUCGGAGAUGAACAGUUCUGCCCUGUCUUUAUCUUCUGGCUGGCAAAAUUAAGCAAAACA
Molecule: messenger RNA, 1457 nt
Organism: Carassius auratus (goldfish)
Lineage: Eukaryota; Metazoa; Chordata; Actinopteri; Cypriniformes; Cyprinidae
Product: Fc receptor-like protein 3
Exons: 8
Coding region: 1-1320 (439 amino acids)
Biological process (GO): immune response; cell surface receptor signaling pathway
Cellular component (GO): external side of plasma membrane
Molecular function (GO): transmembrane signaling receptor activity
Source: RefSeq, a predicted model, not a curated record